Molecule: messenger RNA, 8366 nt
Organism: Lonchura striata (white-rumped munia)
Lineage: Eukaryota; Metazoa; Chordata; Aves; Passeriformes; Estrildidae
Source: RefSeq, a predicted model, not a curated record
UCAAAGGGGACUCUUGUACUGUAGUUGUGUUCACGCAAAUGAAUCAUUUACUUCAAGCCCUGAGAAAGGACUUUAUAUGAGCUUGGUGAUACAGGUGCUAAAAAUCUUAAACCAGUAAAUUUUGCACAACAGAGAAGUUAAUAGUGAUGAUAGAUUAAUUUUUUUGUAUUCCUAUCAGUCUUCUAAAUAUUUUCUGUGUUUUAAGAAACUACAAUUCUCAAAUCAGUAUUUACUGUUAAGUUGGCUUUCAUCUUCAUACCCUAAUUAAAAGGAAAAGUGGGUUUCUUAGUAGUAAAUACAAGUGUUGUUGACAUACAGUGAUGUGGUUUGGCUGUCAGCAGUUUGGUUUUUUUGUUUGUUUGUUUGUUUGGGGUUUUGUUUUUUUUCUGUUUGUUUUUUUUUUUUUCUGUAAGGAUUCAAUUUUAUUUUUUUGCUGUAACCAGCUAUAUAACCUUAUAAGGAGUUCUUUCCAAAUGCUUUUACUCUAAUUGUUUGCUGUUGUGCUGGUCAGGAGCAUAGUUUUAAACUUCUAAAGGUGAUAUCCUUGAUGAUUAGUAAAUACACACUUACGCCAGUGUUGUUCUUUAGCUUAAAGAUGCUAAGCCUCUUGGCAACAAGUGACUGUAGUCAAUCAGAAAAAUCUCCUCUAGACCAAAAUUUGCUACAUGGUGGGCAGUGAACCUGGUGGCUUGAGUUGCUGACCCAUUCCACUGGGCUGCCUUCUCAAGCAGCCCUGUUACAUUCCGAGAUACGUAUCUGUUAUUAUACUGAAACCACGCAUCCGGACUUUUAGGUGAAGUUGGAUUCUGUAGCGUCAUAAAAACAGAUGCCUCCUAGAUUACAUGGCACUUCUGUUGUGUGACUGCAGAUGCAUCAGUCACCUAAAUGUUGUCUACAUUUUGAUUAUAAAGAGUGUGGGAGUAGAACAAAGCAUUCUUUGCCUCUUUAAAAUAUUUUCAUGACCUGCACUUGCUAUGUUUCUCUGGUUUUUGUUGGAGUAGAGGAAGGAUAUUUCCAGAUUAUUUUUUUAGUUUGUUGAUAGUCUAAAACAAGAAGAGAUUUUAAGUAAACUUAAAUGUAGGUACUAUUUCAGGAUCUUAUUACAAGUUUGGAUUAGCCUCUACAAAUACAAUGAGUGAAAAGAAGAAAGUAAAUCAGUAAAUAAAAAAUAAUUACUGGGAAAGAAAAAAGAAUUAAAUCCAAUCUCUUAGCCUUUAUUAUAUUUCCUUGGUAAGCCAAACCUACACCUUUCUAGGGAAGAGUGAUUAAUUAAUCAGGAAAAAACCUGCCCACCUCUUCCUCUUCUGGCACAGCUUCCUUUAGUGUAGCUCAGUAUUUGAAUUUCCACUAAUGCCCUGUACAGUGGUGUCAAUGCUUCUGUCCAUGUAGUGGAAGUAGUUUUAUUUUUGCCCUUGGAUUUUGCUUACCCCCAUAUUUUCUGUGGUUUAAUAUCAUUAGAAUUGACAGAUGUCUCCUUUCUUUCAUCUCCCUUACAGCAGAGAAUCGUAGGUUUGCUUGAAAAUAUCUGCUCUUUAAUUUAAUAUAGUAUCCCAUUUUUGUUAUCCACAAUCAUUAUUCUGUUUUAGUAUAAUUGCCUGAUUUUCCUGAAUUAACAAUGCCUCUCAAGGCUGCCAGCAAAAAAGCCCAAACCAAACCCAAAUUCUUUGGAAUUAAUUAUUUGUAUUUCCUAUAUUUGGCCAAGACCAACAAUCUAUGUACAGUUAAAACAGUGAGUUAACACAUUUUAGAAUUCAGACAAACCUACUGGAUUCUUUUCCGCUCUUCAAUUGAAAUACAUCACACAUUUUGAGGAGUACAUUCCAAAAGAGACGAAGAACCUGCAAACUUCUGUACAUGUUGGUACUUUAAGUUUUUGUUACCAGGGGAACAAGGAUUGUAAAACACCAAUUGCCUUUUCUCACUCUAUAAACACUGUAAAGGAAAUAAGUAAUUCUGUGUUUUUAUUUUGUAAUGCAUAACUUUAACUGUUCAAAGUAUUUCACAGUUUUGUUUGUUGAUGUCAGUUGAUCAAGAUCUAAAAAUCUGUUGAGUGUUUUCUCUUAAAUUAUUCAAAUGGAAAUGUACUGUGUUUCUAAGUUCAGCCUUUAUUUAAAUAGACAAUAUGGUAACUGAAUUUUUAAUGCCUUAGAGAUGUUUUUGGAAAAGUUAGAUUUUUUAAAGUUAUUUGUUUAUUCCUCUGGUUUGCUUCUGAUCUCGAAGAUGAAAUAUUUAGUAUCAGGCAUGUCCAUGUUCUUCUGAUGUUUAACUUUUAAGAAAUAAAUAUCUCUGAUGUAAUGAGAUUUGAUGGUUACAGAUUCCUUGCUGUCUCGGAGUUGUGUCAGCUGAAUCUGAAUUGUUAUUAGGAGAUAAUUAUAACAUCAGACACCGUUCCAAGCAACUAGAUAGAUUUCAACUAAUCCAUGCAGUAGGGUCAUCAUUAAGAAGACAUUUUAUUCUAAAGUAAACAUUGUUUGGCUAUCUCUCUGUAUAUUCUUACUGAUUUUUAUUCCAAUUUGCAGUAAUGGAACAACUGCAGGAUCCGGUUAUGCAAGAAGAUGCAAAUAUUAAAACCAUUAAUGAAGAGUACAGGAAUGCCUUUAUUUUUAUCAAUAAAGGACUGAAUACAGAUGAAUUGGGUCAGAAGGAAGAGGCAAGAAGUUACUAUGAGCAAGGGCUUGACCACUUGCUCCGAGGAAUUAGCAUUCCAUCAGAGGGUCCUGCGUGUGUAGGGCCCCAGUGGGAGUCUGCCAGGCAAAUGCAACAGAAGAUGAGAGAGACCCUGCAAAAUGUUAGAGCUCGACUCAGCAGUCUAGAGCAAAACACUCCACCAGUACAGGCAUCUCCUGCUAUGAUGGAUGCCCCUCCUGGGGUGCCCAAGUUAUACCCCUCCAUUCCUUCCAAAGAAAAGCCAGAAAGACCCCCUCCCCCUAAUUCUCUAUUUGUACCAAGUCAGCCACCUUCAGCAGAUGGAAGUGGUGCAGCUGUGAGUCAGGGGCAGAUUCCAGCUAUGAGUCCAUCUUCUGCAAAACCUCUCUGUCUGCCAAAUGAAGCACCUCCUGCCUAUACUCCUCAAGCUACCAAUGGCCACUUUACUGUGUCCUAUGGCACAGACUCUGGGGAGUUUUCUUCCGUUGGUGAGGACUACUACAACAACAAAUGUACUCAGCCACCUCCCCUGGAAAACCUGGGAGUGGAUGCAGAUGAGCUGAUCUUGAUUCCCCAGGGAGUACAGAUAUUCUUUGUGACUCCUGAUGGGCAGGUUAGUGCUCCUUCAUAUCCUGGAUAUCUGCGCAUUGUGAAGUUCUUGGAUACAGAUAGUGAAGCUGCUCGGAAUCGUCCACCAGCGUUUCUUCAGGUUUGUGACUGGUUGUAUCCUCUGAUGUGUACCCAGUCUCCUGUUCUGUGCUGCAAUACUGGGGUCUACAUGUUCCCUGACACAGUGUCCCAGAUACCAGGGUCCUAUGUGGGAGUAGUGCUGUCUUCAGAACUUCCAGCAGCUGACAGAGAGCUGUUUGAGGAUCUGUUAAAACAGAUGUCUGAUCUACGAAUCCAGUUCCCUGAUACCAUGUCGCAGGUGCCAGGACCCCAUGAGAGAGUAGGGUUACCUUCAGAGCUCCCAGCAACUAAGAGAGCACAUUUUGAAGAUAAAUUUAAACAGAGGUCUGGCCACAAAGUCCAGCCUUCUGAAGCCUCUAGUGAUGCAAUUAACUUGCCUCAGACUGUACAUAUCCAGCCACAACCUGAACAAGCAGAAGAUCAGAAAGAGUUACCAGAAUGGAGUGAGAAAGUUGCCCAUGGAAUCUUGUCAGGUGCAUCUUGGGUAAGCUGGGGCCUAAUGAAAGGAGCCGAAUACACGGGUAAAGCUAUUCACAAAGGAGCUUCUAAACUGCGAGAGCACAUUAAACCAGAAGAAAAGCCUGUGGAAGUCAGCCCAGCUGUAGCAAAGGGACUUCAUGUAGCAAAACAGGCUACUGGAGGAGCUGUGAAAGUCAGCCAAUUCUUAGUUGAAGGGGUGUGUUCUAUAGCAAGCUGUGUUGGAAAGGAGCUGGCUCCACACGUGAAGAAGCAUGGCAGCAAAUUAGUUCCAGAAUCCCUAAAGAAAGAUAAAGAUGGCAAAUCUACUUUUGAUGGUGCUCUGGUUGUAGCAGCAAGUGGAGUUCAAGGGUUUUCAACAGUGUGGCAAGGUUUAGAAAAUGCAGCGAAGUGCAUUGCUAAAAGUGUUUCAACUGAGACUGUAAAAACAGUCAAAUACAAGUAUGGAGAGGAUGCUGGUCAUGCUACAGACAAUGCUAUGAAUUCUGCAAUCAAUGUUGGUGUUACAGCAUUUAACAUUGAAAAUAUUGGUAUCAAAGCUGUUGUAAAGAGAACUGCAAAGGAAACCGGCCAUGCUGUGCUAGAUGAAUAUAAAGUAUUGGAUAAUGAGAAGAAGGGUAAAAAAUGAAAGCAAUUAAAUAUUUCUCAGAGCCUUACAUUAGAGUUGAAACUUCCUAUUUAGAAGUAACUACACUGCUCAUCUGAAAUUGAACAUAAGUCACACUAUUUUUCAAGCAACUGUUAUUUAAUUUGACAGGCAAAUGUAAAAGUAGGAAGAGCAUUUGUAGAAGGAAAAAAUGAAAGUUGUCACCUCCUUGUUCAGUACAGAACAAGAGGUUUAAACAACUGGAUCAGGGCUUUAGGCAAUUGGAAGGAUAUGAGUUUGCAGUUCAUAUACUUGCAUCUUUAAGUACAUUUUCAAAAUAAUAUAUGGAAUAAUAGAUUAAUAUAGAAAUACUAUUGUGAAUAUUUUUGUAAAACUAUAUUUUUUAAGAAGGUAGUGAUACAGAAAGAGAGGGAUUGCUAAUUCUGGAAUAAAUAAAAUUACCAGUUUUGGCUUUAUAACUAUCCUUAAGAAUUAGUUUUACUAAUCGAGUCUUGUCUUAUUUAAUAUGCAUUACUAAAUAAGCAUUGUGUUUCAUUUUUUAAUAGAGAAUUUCUCUUUUCACGUACAAAAAAGCUGAUCUUACCCAAAGUUCAUGUUAGGAGAAAUUAAAGAUAAACCUCAGGUAAUUAGGUAGUCAUUCUCUUUCAGACUUUUCUUUUCAUCCAGCAUAUAAGUAAACCAAAGAUACCAACCAUUACUUCUAAAAGAGUUAUUUACAGGACUAGAAAAAUGCAUUUUCCAGUUGACUUCAUAAGGAAUAUACAAGGAUUCUUUGAAAUUCAGGUUUUUAUGUAGAGAGAAUAAGUAUGGUUUUGCAUAAAUUAUUUUUCUGUGAAAAUAUUAGAGGGCACUGGGAAAGUCUAUGCACUCUGUAUUUUUCAGCUGAUUCAGAUAAUAUAUCAUGACCUCCUGAUGGAAGACUCCUAAUGUUUGAACAAAUAGUUGUAAUGGUCAUCAUCUUUAAUCCAUUAAAUUGAUAAUUGCACAAGGGUGUGAAGUGGUGAAAAAGACAAUGAAGACAAACCCUUUUAAUGAAGUGUUGUGUAGAAUAGACACUUCUGUGUAGAUUUGUAAUCCCAUUUGUAGCCCAGUGUAAAAUAACGCAAGAUGUUAAAUCCUUGAGAUGCUUUGACCCUGCUGCUUAUUUAACACUUUACUGUUGAAUCUUAAAGCUGCUACACAUUCUGAUACUGGCUGGACCUGCAACAGACAGAAUGCCAACAACUUAAAACUUAUCUCCAUUUCAUGUAUAUGGAGAAAAUAACUAUAAUUGGCAAGUGAUAUUUUUAGAAGAUUGAAAAAAUGCAGUAACAACUACAGUCUGUUAGAAUGGUAAUAGGUGCAUAUUUUGUGGUAGCUACUGAAGGUGUAUGCUUAAGGCAAAAAAUGUGAAAGAAAGGAUCUAACCACUUGAAGUGUAACUUUGAUUUAUGGAAAUAAAGAUAAAAUCUGUGCUUGACCUUUUUAUGAUAUGAAACUUCCAUAUGGAUCCAUAAGUGGAAGAACUAGGACUUCUUCAGAAGUAAUAAAAUAGCAGUAUGGGGUUAUAUAUACAGUAUAAACAAGCUCAUCAACUAAAGCUUAAAGAUUUCAAACUAAUAAGUUCAUCCAAAGUACUGUGCAACAAUUUCUGUUACUAUAGUCUACCACUUGCCAGCUUGUGUAACCAGUUAAGGAUUGCUGAAGACUUAACACUAGCAAAAGCAUUUUUUGUUGCUAUGGCCUGUAUUUACAAUAGGGAUAUAGGUAUUUGUAUCUUCUUUCUCCCUCCCAUUUUGAGGUUUUGCAUAUAGCAUGUCCUUCAGUUUCCUCUAUAAAUCAUCAAAACAAAGAGUUGUAUUAAAACAACAGUUAGAUCAAGGUAUUACAGUCUUCAAGAGACCACAUUGGAGUACACUGAGGAAUAACAACAUUUAAAUGCCAUCAGUAUCAGGUAGUGGUGUUCUGCUCAACCGGCUGUUCUCUUCAUGUGUAUGUCUUUCAAAAUGGAUUAAAACUAUUUUUUAAAUGAUGCCUACCCCAUUUUACAGCUUGUAAUGUGAUAUAUCCAUGAUCUUCCCUUUUACAUUGCUCCAAAGUUUAGUUAAUUUUCCCAGCUGAUGGCAUGAUGCUUGAACUUACCUCACUUCACCUGCCAUUCCUUAAGCCCAUUCCUUAGCAACUCCAUAGGCUUCUCCAUUCUUCACAACAGCCUUCUCAUAUUUACUGCCUUAUCUCAGCUCUCCCUUUUAUAUAUUAAGCUCUCCAGGUAAGGUUGGCUUUCUAUUCACAGCUGGUUUGGUUUCUUUGAACACUGAACAUCUUUUGAUACAUUGCAUUCCUAGAAAUUUUACUAAGCCAUGUAAUGUAUGAACUACUAUGUGAUUUUCUGAGGCAUUCUUACUUCCAAAUUUAUUCAAAGACCUUUCUGCUACAAUAUUGGUCUCAAAUCUUAUCUUGAGAGGAUUACUUUCAAUGAUCUCCAAGUCAUUCUAAGCUCUAGCCAUCUCUGGCAUUUUCAUCAUUGUGUAGAUACAAACCAUGGUUCUUAUCUCAAAUCUAAACCCAUGUAUUUGAAUUGAUUCCUCUAGAUUCCAGUGGUUGUUUGGUUUGUUUAAUGCUGUUUUAAAACCAACUUGGAAUAGCCUAUUUUUAAUGUUCCCUGAAUAAAUCCAUAAUCCAUUAAAAAUAAUUGGUAAACCUACCUUCUGCUACAAAAAACAUGCUGACCAGCUUACGAUGGAAGGGUGAGGGUUGAACAGAGACCCUGGUCUGUAAUCCACUUCCUGCUCAAAACAGGUCCAGCCUGGAGUACAGUCCUCUGCCCCAAUUCUGUUCAUGUUGUGAUUAUCUCCAAGCAUUGAGACUUUUCAGCCCUUCUGGGCAACUUUUACCCAACUUGACUCUGCCCAUUAUUCCCCCUUACACUGAGCCAAACAUUUUAAAAUGCAGGUGCAUUUUAUUGCAUAUCCUUCCAUCAUGCACACUGGAGGAAACUUAAACUUUGGCUUCUCCAUCUUAGACUUUCAUAUUGCAUAGCUGAUUACAGUGCUAAGCUCCCCUUAUGCCUUCUCUUCUCCAGCCUGAACAAAGGCAAGUUCCUGACCUAAUGCAGCCCUUGAGACUUGUUAGGGAGUCAAAAGCUAAGCACUUCAGCACCUGCUGAAUAGAGUGGAAGAACCAUCUCCCUCAGGCUCCUGGCCACGCCCUUGCUAUGGCAGCCCAGGAGUCCUUCAGUCUUGUUUGCUGUAAGCUGUUGGUGGCUCAUGGCAGCUUCUUCACCAGGAAGACUGUGUCUUCUACAACAUGGCAUUACUCCAGUUAACCAUGCCAGAUACUGGGCUUUGCACUUGACUUUUGUUGCAUUGCAUUAGGUUUCUCCAGGCUGUACACCUACCCAUGAAUAGUCACCCUUUUCAUCCUGCAUACUAACUGCUCCUCUCAACUCAUUGCCAUCAUCAAAUUUGCUGAGCUCAUACUUAAGUCUUCCAGGUUAUCAAUCAGGAAUUAAGGGUAUUGGCUCAGGUAUUGAUCCCAGAGUCAAACAGUCAUACUGAUGAUCUCCACACUUCAAGCCUGAUGGCCCAGCCAAUUUUCCAGGAGCCUUAUGAAGCAGUUAUCCAAUCUAGAACUCACCAAUUCAGCUAUAAAAGUACUGUGGGAGACUACAUCAAAGUCUUUGGUAAAGUCAAAAUAUACAACAGCCACAAGUUUCCCCUUGCCCACACAGCCAUUCAUCAUACCUUAGUUACUGGUGCUACAGAAAUAACUUUGUAAAAAUUAAUUUAUGCUUUCAGCAAUUAGUCUGCCUUACUUUUAAGUAACCCCAGGUGUUUAGUGCCUUUAUGUAUCAUAAAUACAUAUUUAAGUAUAAAAUUCUGUUUUCAAAACAUUGUGUUGUGAUCAAGUUUUCUAACUUCUUACUAAAAUUUUUGAACUCAACCCAUUAAAAGCCUUAAAACAAUGA